AUGGAUCUACUUGACGAUAUUAUGGGCGGUAUGGACCGGCAGCACGGACCGAAAAAACCGAAAUAUGGCGAGGACAAGCCGUCUCCAUCAGCCCGGCCGGAACCUGCCAAUGUGAUGGCCAGACGGAUACCAAAGUCUUCUCAAAAUGAAUUUGGCAGCCCUGCUCCCGAAAAACAGAGAAACCCCGGCUUCAACCCACAAAAUAGAGGAGGAGGCUUCGAUCCAUCGCGCGAUCGACGUGGCACUGGGCCCCAACAAAAUGCGAUACGCCAACAACCAAGGGCACAAGGAAGCGGCUGGGACAGUCCCAGCUCUCACAAUUCGGGCAGAAACGAUCGAUGGGGAGCGCCUUUGAAGGAGGAAUUCAAGUCAGAAUCUGGAUAUCGCGCAGGAACUUCCACUAACCCCGUGUACGUCGGGGAGAAUGAAGUAGAAGCGUCUAUGUAUGAAAUUGACAUCACGAAAACGGUUCCGAAGGUGAUAAAACUACAAAUCGAAGCAACCCUUUUCCGAGGCGAGGAGCGCAACCCAAUCGAUUUGACAGUACAGCCGAAAAAUGCAUCAGCUGUAAAUCGGAAAAUGCGGGGUCUCAGUGGAGCUGUGGACUUGAUGCUAGAAUUGAUCGGCGUCUCCGAAGAGGACAAAUGGAAGUACAUCUACGAUGCCGGGAACGCGGUCUAUACGUGCGUGGCGCCCCAAGACUUUGCGGAGGAGAAAGUGUGCAAGUUUAGGAAGGAACAACUCCUCAACCCCCCGCGCCCCGAGGUGAUCCAAUUCUUCGGGCAAAGAUGGGAAUUUUGCGAGCUCCGAAUGCGCUUGGUGAAGCUCGUCCCGCUACGCCAGAUCGGCGACGAUUUCACUUCUGAGAGCAUGACCUUCUUCGACAUCCUCACCAACGCGCCGCUGAUCAAGGCUGGUUACUCAAAAUUCGGACGGGAUUGGAUAAACAUGCGCGAACAUCCGGAAGAGCUGAAAGCCCGCAAGAGCGGAAUGGUGAUGCGCACCGGGUUCGAGAAGAGCGUCUCGGCGCAUGGCAAUAAACUUAUGCUCAAUUUUCGGGUUUGCAAGAAGCCGUGCUUCAAAGGGCAGACCCUCGUCGACUACCUUAUGGCCACACAGGAUGCGCGAUGCCCGCGUGACUUGGAUGGCCUGCUGCGCGAUAGGGCCGGUCGCAAGAAUGUUUCCCGGCAGAUCAAAAAUUUGUACGUGAAAACCACGCAUAUGCUGACGGAAAGCGAUCAACGCCAGAUUUUCCUCUUCCAGCUCCACGACAAAAGUGCCAAUCAGGAGACUUUCGACAAUGACGGCCGACAGACCACGGUUGCCGAGUAUUUCCAAGACAAAUAUCUCCGCACGCUCAAAUUUCCCGAUCUUCCGCUGGUCGCGUCAAAACGAGGCAACAAUAUCACAUACUUCCCUCUAGAAGUGCUGGUGAUUUGCGAGGAUCAGAGUCUAUCAAAGGACCGCAUUGGAGUAUUUCAAAAAGAGGUCGUCGAAAAGGGCCGUUUCACGCCGGCCGAUUUCAGCCGCGUCAAUCGCCAGCAAUUCGAGGACAGUGGCCUGUCUCCUCGAAAGGAGAGCCCAUACCUGAAGACAUUCGGCGUCUCCAUCCACCCGGAACCAAUGAUGGUCAAGUCGCAAAAGAUCAUACGCCCCGAUAUCGUCACCAAGAAUGUUGUCGAUCCAGUUCGAGCGGGUCAGGACGGGUCGAUUCGCUGGAAUACGAUGGCUCAGAUGCCCUACGCUGAGCCAAUAAUCGUGCCCCGAACGCUUGUGUUGAACUACAAUCGCGCCGUGCGUGAUAUGCGAUCGUUGGAAGGUGCUAUUGAACAGCUUCGUCAGCACGCUCGCGUCCAUAAGAUGAGAUGGGAUGAGCCUCCGAGCUUCGAGGAAAUCUCCCACAUGGAUCGCGACGGCUUCGUCGAAUUCUUAGCCAAAAAGAAACAUCACGGCUUCGGCUUUGUGCUUCUAAUCUCUGGGGAGGAUCCGGAAGCUCACGGCGGGCUGAAAUACGGGGAGCAAGAGGUCUGCAUCUCCACUCAAAACAUCCUGCCCAAGACGCUGGGGCUUGGUGGCGGAGGCGGGGGCCGAGGACUCGGGAAUGACACGAAAGAAAACAUCAUCAAGAAAAUGAAUCUGAAGCUUGGUGGCGUCAACUACUCGCUCGCCGUGCCCGGGUCGAUCAACAAGUUUGUACAGGAGCACGUCUUCUCUAAGGAGCGUAUGUACAUCGGCUUCGCCAUGUCUCACCCGGGGGCCCAGGCCCUGCAUGAUCGCAUCAAUAAGGCCGAAAUUGAAUCGCCGACCACGAUCGGGAUGAGCUUCACAACAGCUCACGCAACCGUGUAUCGUGGACGCCAAUACUGCCAACAAUCACGACAAACCAUCGUCCAAAAUCUACGCGCAUACAUUUCCGAUGCCCUACAACAAUAUGAAAAGGAGGCUAAACGACUCCCCGCAGAAUUGUUCAUCUACCGAGACGGUGUCUCUGAUGGUCAAUUUGAGGAGGUAUUAAACACAGAAGUGCACGGGCCAACCGGACUCCUGAAAACAAUCGCGCCAAAUAUGACCGUCUACUACGUGAUUGCACGGGAAAGCUCGGAAAAGCUCAUCCCUGCGAACGUGGAGCGAUUGAGAGACCGCAAAGUCGGAGAACAGAACAUCCCGGCCGGGACGGCAAUUACGAUCGAUGACGACAAGGAGUACCUAACGACCCGAAUCAUCUCCCAGCGAUCCAUCAUCGGAACCGCCCGCGUCAGCAAAUACACCUUACUUUUCGAGAAAAUUGAGGGUAAAUCGAAGAAGAUGACCAAGGAGGAGCUCAAUUUCGUGACGAAUGCGCUUGCGAAUGGCUCGGGGAUCAGUACGGCGUCGACGAGUUUACCGGCCCCCCUUUUCAAUGCCCGAAAGCACGCCGAGCGCGCCGACGAGCAGUACAAAUAUCUGAGCGGUGAUGCCGAGCAUAGGCGGGAUGGCACCUCGGACAUCUGCGCGCGUGUGUCGAAGAUCACGCUCGGCGAUCGGGAUUUUGCUGCC
Molecule: messenger RNA, 3036 nt
Organism: Mesorhabditis spiculigera
Lineage: Eukaryota; Metazoa; Nematoda; Chromadorea; Rhabditida; Rhabditidae
Source: the annotation of a GenBank genome assembly